Molecule: messenger RNA, 818 nt
Organism: Paralichthys olivaceus (Japanese flounder)
Lineage: Eukaryota; Metazoa; Chordata; Actinopteri; Pleuronectiformes; Paralichthyidae
Source: RefSeq, a predicted model, not a curated record
AUGGCUGGGUGCAAAAACAAAUGCACAAAAUGUGAUCUCUCGUCAUUAUUCUGCUUUCAGGAUGUGAUCUGUGGCGCUUUAAUCUCUGCUGUCCUCGUGUUUUUCACCUACCCUCACUGGGAAACCUUCGACCACUUUCAACUCACCAGCCGCAUCUCCCCCAUCCUGGCGUUGGCACUGCCCCUCUUUCUCAGCUACACGUACCCAGAGCUGGACCACUACUGCACCACGCGCGGCGACACCACCACCAUUCUCGGGGCCUGGGCUGGAUGCUCAGUGGGAUACUGGGUGAAUGUGCAGCUCGGGCAGACUUUUGAGCCCCAAGGCGAGUUACCUGUACCUCUACCCACACUGACAGCUCACGCACUGACAGUAAGCGCAGCCCGCUUCCUGUUAGGAGUUGUGGCGCUAGUGGGAACACGACAGAUAGUUAAAGCACUGAGUCUGCAGGUCUUGUAUUCGUGGUACAGAGUGCCAAGAAGUAAUGAAAGUGCCAGGAGGAGGAGAGAAAUUGAAGUGCCGUAUAAAUUUGCUACAUAUACAAGUGUUGGACUUGUUAAUUCGAUAUUGGUCAAUAGAGUCUUCUUUCUGCUGGGGCUGCUUUGACCUGAUAAUACAAGACUGACGAUGCUAUGAACUUGCAAUGACAAAAAUGGACCUCAUAUUUAUUUGAGUGUGUAUCAGAUGAUCUUCUUUUUUUUUUUUUUACAUGGUGUGUUUCAGAAUCAGUUCUCGCAGGGAAUGAUUCACAACGUGGCUCAUGUGACUGACCUGUAACUGAGCUGAAAGCAAAUACAGUUUUGCUCAUUGACCAAGAA